Messenger RNA from Helicoverpa armigera (cotton bollworm), 2468 nucleotides. Its product is annotated as facilitated trehalose transporter Tret1. Gene Ontology annotation, biological process: transmembrane transport. Gene Ontology annotation, molecular function: transmembrane transporter activity. The transcript is spliced from 3 exons. Gene Ontology annotation, cellular component: membrane. The record is from RefSeq and is a predicted model, not a curated record. NCBI's taxonomy places the organism in Eukaryota, Metazoa, Arthropoda, Insecta, Lepidoptera, Noctuidae. The coding region runs from base 277 to 1704 and encodes 475 amino acids.
ACUCAGACACCAAACCAUAUAGUUGUUUCCUAGUAUGUAUUGACGUUUUUUAAAAUAAUUAAUAUUAUAAAAUUUUACUUUAGAUGUGAAAAAUUUAAAUAACAGUUCAAAAAAUUACAAUUAGGGCUUAAGGGAAAAAAAUAUUUUGCAAAAAAUUUAAUAGUACAUUUUUUUAAUAAUUAUGCAAUACCUACUUAAAUAAUCAAUAUUGUAUAUAAUUCAAUAAACACAAAGACCAAUAAUUAUAAAAUUGAUAGUAAUAAAUUAUGUGAAAGGAUGGCAAACACAUUUUUAAGACAGACAUGGAUAGCCUCAGGAGUCCUCCUCACCAUGCUGGAGGUGGGGAUGUUCCUGGGUUUCACCACGUGCCUGCUGCCGGCGCUGCAGGAUCCAGAAUCUCCCAUCAGAGCCAGCUUGGAACAGUCUUCUUGGAUAGCUGCUUCCUUCGGCCUGGCCUGGAUACCUGGUUUCCUCGCAUCCUCCUACUACAUGGACCGCUUCGGAAGAAGAGUGGCUUUCAUUCUAGACAUCAUCCCAGGUGCUCUGGGUCUCGUCCUCAUGUAUUUCGCCACAAACGUCUCCUGCUUGGUAGCCGCAAGGGUACUGCAAGGCAUCACAGCUGGAUCCACUUCAAUUCUAGGAGCUAUAGUCAUAGGAGAAUAUUCUAGUCCUGCAAAUAGAGGGAUGUUCCUCAAUCUAAAGACAGCUGCUCUAUACAUGGGCAGUACCACCGUACAUCUUCUCGGCCACCAUUUUCAUUGGAGAACGGUCGCUGGGUUGACUUUACUGCCAUUCUUGCUAGCUUUUGGUAUGGUUUGUACGUGGCCCGAGAGUCCAGCGUGGCUGGUAUCAAAGAAACGAUUUGAUAGGACUAGAGAAGUCUUCUAUAGACUGAGAGGGAAAAAUGAACAUUCCACUAGGGAGCUUAAUGAUAUGAUUAACGCGCAAAAGGAACGUAUUACCACUGACCACUUCACAGUUUACGAAAACACAAUGAAUUUCUUCAGGAAAUUCGGUAAAAGAGACUUCGUGUUGCCAGUUGUGAAUUAUAUCUUUGCCGCCAUUUUACUGGAGACAACUGGCCGCCAUAUUUUUCCCGCCUAUGCUGUCCAAAUUAUAUCAGAAAUUUCUGGCAACACUAGCUCAUUUUACUAUACUUUAGCUUUAGAUCUGUUAGUCGCUGUAAGUGCUACAUUUUCCUCGUAUUUAAUACGAAUAUUUAAGCGACGAACUUUGUUAUUUUCUACCGGUUUUAUAUCUUUAGUUAUCUUGAAAGCAGCAUGUGGCUACCUAUUUUUAGCGUCUCGAAAUUUAAUUCCGAGUAACCCAUUGAUUCCUUUGGCUUUGUUUGGGUUGUACUUAGCUAUAGUUAAUUUUGCAUGUGCUCCGAUACCUUUGGCUCUUAUUGGAGAAAUAUUUCCUUUAGAACACAGAGGAGCAGGAACUACAAUGGCUGGUGUAUUAAUAUCCAUAAUGAGUAUAGCAACACUGAAAACUACACCUUUAUUGCUGGCAACAUUCAAAGUUUAUGGGACUUUUACUAUUUUUGGAGUGGUUAUGGCAAUAUCGUUGAUUUUCCUAUACUUUAUGCUACCUGAAACUAAAGAUAGGACUUUGCAGGAGAUCGAAUAUUUCUUUAAUAAUGGAAAGUUUAGAGAAGAGAAUAAGAAUGAUGAUAAAGAGCUUGUACGAAUGAUUGCUUAACUUUUAAGUAUAGGUUGUAAGUUUACAAUUUACUUUAAUAUAUCUUAAAAUAGUUAAAGUAUAGAAUAUCUACUAUAAACUAUUAUUAUUAUUUAUUUUUGUAGAUAUAUAAACAUAACACACACACGUAUUUGUUGUUUUCUUUAAUUCUAUUCUGUCAUAGGUUUUCAGGAUUACAGUAGCAAAACAAUUUAUAAAAAAGCGACAUCUGUUAUUAAAACUAAGAACUUUUUAACGAUGGCAGUAGCGACACCUACGAUUAAGUCUUUGUCUUUAUACUCCAUCUGAAUGAGCACUUGAGCAAAGGUAAACAAUCUUAUUGCAUUUUUUGCACAAAUAUAUAUAUUAAAGAAUAAACUUCUCCUUAAAAUAAUUUCUCAAUUGAAUAAGUCAUUGUUAUUUUUGUGUUUGUAUUGAUUUAACUUUUCAAUAAAAAGUCAUAAGUACCUAUAAAGAUUGUUCAUGUUUAGUUAAGGGUAAAAUUGAAUAAAAACAAGCCAAAUAAAUUAUAAAUCUUAUUUAUUUGUCAAAUUCAUUCUAAUUACUAUUACAAAUUGACAUCACGAUCCAUGUUAGAUACCUACAGAGUAAGUAGUGUACUACACUGAGCGAAUACCAACUUUUAUUUAUUAAUAAUAACUAUUAAAAACUCCUAGGAACAAAAUAAUCGCCUAAUGAAAUGUCAUUUUAUUUACAAAAAGUAUCACAAGCAGCUUCUAUGUUGGAAUUUAGUUUUUUAGUAAUUCAUGUCAGUUAUUUCAAAA